ACAAGGUCAUCCAUCUCGUUCCCCCACAACUCCAACUACAGAGCGCCAACUGUUUCAAAACGAUCUACCUUACUUCCGAGGCUCGCAUAUCGUGUAAGACGACUGCCCUCAAUAUACGGGUCCUCAUUUGCCCAACCGCCCAGGUACGCGCGACUUCCUCCAUAUGCGAGCUUCCGCGACCAUGGUGCUAACAAUAGGCAUGCAUAGAAUACAAUAUAACCUCACGCAAGACCUCUACAAACGACCUUCGAAAUGUAAGCUGGUCUUCGUUCUCGUUUUGUAGCAUCCAAAAAGUCUUUCUGCUUGCCGCAUUUGCAUAUACCCUUUCCUGCAUCAAACGUUACCAUAAUUCCCUUCUUUUCCUAUCGUCAGCUCGGCAUCAGCAUAAUCUUUACAAACGUCACAAUGCCUUACGCAUAUCCUGCCCAUCCUCCCCCUCCACCACCACCUCCAGCUUACCCGGGCCCUCCCUCACGCACACCUUCUCGAUCACGCUCGCUGAACAUGAUGCCCAUUCGGAAUAGGAAUCGAUCUUUGUCGAUACGCUCCAAGAAGGAGUCUACGGGACUAUCCGACAAAUCGACACCCAAGCACCGCUUCACCAUGGCUUCCUUGCGAGGCAUCCAGCAGCCAGACCUGUCGAAGAAGCUUUUCAAGUUGAUCAAAUCUGAGAAUCAUGCAAUCGGAGCAUAUGAGACGGCAGGACGCGAGCGCAUCUCAAUCGCUCAGCAAUUAUCCGAAUGGGGAGAAGCCACUGGUGAUGAUGCUAUCUCGGAGAUUUCUGAUAAGCUGGGUGUAUUGAUGGCCGAAAUCGCGGAACAGGAGGACGUUUACGCACAGUCGCUCGAGGAUUACAGGGGGGUCUUGAAGCAGAUCCGCAACACUGAGAGUUCAGUCCAGCCUAGCCGUGACCACAAGUCUAAGGUGUCCGAUGAGAUUGCUAAGCUCAAGUACAAAGAGCCACAAAGCACUAAGAUCGUUCAGCUUGAACAAGAACUAGUGCGCGCGGAAGCCCAGAGUUUAGUUGCAGAGGCGCAAUUAACAAACAUCACACGCCAGAAAGUGAAAGAAGCGUAUGAUAUUCACUUUGCGGCCACAAUCGAACGGGCUGAAAAGCAGAUCAUCCUGGCAAAACAGGCACGUCGACUUCUCAAUCUCCUAGACGACACUCCAAUUGUACCAGGAGACGAACACCCUGCUUUCGAGGGAGCCGAAGCUGCCCGUCAGGUCCUUAAUGAGGCUGAAGCCGAGCUUCGAUCCUGGCAACCACAACUUGAACCGAUUCAUUCCCGGGCAGGAACACUUGGAGUUGGAGCAAUGCCGGGAAGCGCUCAGGUGAACAGUGGACGCAUCGAUUAUGGGGAUGAUAUUGCUCAAGUCGAUAGCCCUGAAGAACAUCCUGCUCUCAGAGAAAAGGAGAGAACUGCGCGGAGCCGCAGUGGCAGUGGUGAGCGUCGGGUGGCCAGUGGCGACUCUUUGGGUUCAAACUACGGCGGAGAGGUGCAACCCCCAUAUCCCAUGACUGAGGCUGAAAGACGUCAAGUUGCUGAAGCGGGGGUCAUCUAAAGUGUGUGUUUCCAGGUUGUCGGGGCGUGCCUCGGUAUUGUUAUAAUGCUUCUUACGAUUAUAUGUAUUAAUGUUGGUCUCUGGGGGGUUCGAUUGAAUUAAUGGCUAGGGAAUUGCAAAUACUCUGUUGGAUC
Molecule: messenger RNA, 1700 nt
Organism: Aaosphaeria arxii CBS 175.79
Lineage: Eukaryota; Fungi; Ascomycota; Dothideomycetes; Pleosporales
Exons: 3
Coding region: 406-1566 (386 amino acids)
Biological process (GO): negative regulation of protein kinase activity; endocytosis; eisosome assembly
Cellular component (GO): eisosome filament; plasma membrane
Molecular function (GO): lipid binding
Source: RefSeq, a predicted model, not a curated record